Pangasianodon hypophthalmus (striped catfish) is the source of this 1912-nucleotide messenger RNA. It is a transcript of the gene armc1l, whose product is annotated as armadillo repeat containing 1, like. Bases 591 to 1409 code for a protein of 272 amino acids. The transcript is spliced from 7 exons. Gene Ontology annotation, molecular function: protein binding; metal ion binding. NCBI's taxonomy places the organism in Eukaryota, Metazoa, Chordata, Actinopteri, Siluriformes, Pangasiidae. The record is from RefSeq and is a predicted model, not a curated record.
GACGUUAAUUACUAUAUUGAGCACAAAAUAAAGCGGAUUUAGCUAAUUCGAAGUUAAGUAAACGGUGUCAUAUGGUUAAGCAGUGUAUAGAAAUCAAAUGACGCGAUUUAAGCCUGUUUAAAACAGCUCGGUUGUUAGCAUUGUUGCUAGCGCGAGCUGAUGUUGCCGUCUUGGGGUCUCGAGCUCGGCUAACUCGGUUUAGCUCAGGUUUUUCUAACGGCUCGGUGAUAUUAGCAGCAAACUUUAACCCAUUUUAGUUGCCAUUUAUAGCCUAUGUACAAGACACUAAGCAGUUACAAAGACAAAACAGUUUAAGUGGGUUAUAUAGGUAUCAAGUGGAGUUGUUUUUUUAUGAAACAACCAUCCCGUUAGUUAGCAGGUUGGCUAAUGCUAGUUAGAUGGCUACAUUAGCCUGGACAAAAGGAGCUGCUAGAAAAUGGAGGACAGGACAGCUGUGCUACAUGAAUAUAUUAGUAUGAUUUAGCAUUUACACAAACGUUCAGUUCUUUAUUCUCGACUUCUGUUUUUUACCUCGCAAACCUUUAAAAUCGUCGACUGACUGUCAAGUCUGAGAUCAGAUAGCCAGCAAGAUGAUGGACGCAAUGUCAGUAGUGACCCAGCUGAGGGAUCUGGCGUCUGAGCCUCAGAAUCGGGAGGCUAUAGCAAAAGACGAGGGCUGUUUACCUGGUCUUGUGUUGUUCCUAGACCACAAAGACCCUCAAGUAGUGUUUGCUGCUCUGCAGACCCUGAGAUACCUGGCAGAAUCAUCUGAAAACAUCUGCUCCAUGAGGAAUGAGCUAGGCAUGCUGGUGAGCCUGGAGAUUCUGAUGGAAAAGAGUGGACUGAGUACUGACAUCACAGAACUUGCUAAAGAGGUGUAUGAAGUACUGAGUGCUCCGGUGAGGAUGGAAACUCCUAGAACUCCUGUGCAACCGAUGAGGAGAAAUAAACCUCAAUUCUUCAUUAACAGUUCCAAUAAAAAGGCCAAAACAGUCACGCUGCAUAUACAGGGUUUGGACGGGACGGAUCAGCGAGGUGUGUGUGAAGAGGCUCUUCUGAAGGUUAAAGGAGUCAUCAGCUUCACUUUCCAGAUGGCUGUGAAGAGAUGCACCGUGCGUGUGCGGGCAGACCUGCCCACUGAGAGUCUGGCAUCAGCCAUUGCUGCCACUAAAGUGCUUUCAGCUCAGCAGGUGGUGAAGAAUGAGAGUGGAGAGGAGGUUCUUUUACCUCUCAGCACGACAGACACACACAUAGAGGAGAAUCACCACCUGCCAAAUUAUCUACCAGAAGACGAGAGUCCUGAGAAGGAGACAGACCGCGCCGUGUCCCGCACCGCUGCCAAACAGGAUUCCAGUGGGAGCUGGCUGAGCUCAGCGGCCAGCUUUCUUACCAAAACUUUCUACUGGUGAAGCUUUGGGCUUUAACGCAUGUAAAUUACUGUACCACACAAGGACCACAGAGAAAGAAAAGGACUCUUAUAAUGCAGUUUUCUGAGUGAACAAGCAUACUGCUUGAUGUCAGAUAUACAUUUUCACACCUUUUUUUUUUUUAUGUAACAUUUCAGAAAUGAUUUUUGUCUGUUGUGCCUCUUUUUGUAUUUGUAUAUGUUAUUUCUAUUUGACAGGUUAUCUUGACCUGUUGUGUAAAUACAUGCCUGUGGACUUAUUUUAAAUUCAUUUUUUUAAGUGUCUCAUUUCAAGACAAUAGUUAGUCCAAUAAUAAAAUGAUACAUUGACUGCAAUUAAAACAGAUUUUGGUUUAGGAUGUAAAAUCGCCCGAAUUUCUGAAAGUGGUUUGCUGUUUUUGUUGGUGCUGUUCCUGCAGUAAUCAGUACUCUGCACUGUACGGUUCUACAACCCAUCCAUUUUAAAUUGGUUGUUUUUUUGUUUUUGUUUUUUUUUUUGUUUUUUUU